UCAGACAGACACAGAGGAAGGUGGCCCUGCUGCACAUCUUCGUGUAGGAACUACCCGGGAGAUUGCUUCAGAGAAUAGCGGCGAGUGCAGGGGGUUCUCUGAAAAAACGUUCUAUUCCACGAAAGCUUGGACAGAGGACACUGACGUAUGGCGGUGUGGGACCUGUCAGUCAUAGUGGAGGACCUGGGGGUAGAUGCCCCGCCCCUCACCAUCGGUGUGACGUCUGACCUCCACAUAGGAGGGGUCAUUCUCAAACUGGUGGAGAAGACACAGAUCAAGCGGGACUGGUCGGAUCAUGCACUGUGGUGGGAGCAGAAACAGCAGUGGCUGUUGCGGACAGCAUGGACUCUGGAGAAGUGCGGCAUCCACGCCGAUGCCCGGCUGGUCUUCAUGCCCCAGCACAAGCCCCUGAGGCUGGGCCUGCCCAACGGCAUCACCCUGAGGCUCCGCGCCUCCUUCUCCAGCCCCGUCUUUCACACUGUGCUGGAAAUCUGCAAAAUGCUCAACAUCCGUCACCCCGAGGAGCUCUCCCUUCUUCGGCCCUUGGAGGAGAAGAAGAAGAAAAAGGAUAAAGACUCAGUGGAGGAGAUAUACGACCUGACCGAGGUGCCCCUCACCUCAGUGUCCCAGCCCUGCUUGUAUAACGGCAUGCCAGCUCACUUUGCUGACUCUCCCAAGACGGAGGCCGUCUACAAGAUGCUGUCAGUCACCCUGCAACCUCCCGCCCCCGAGGCCAUAGCCAAGUUGUACCGCCCUGCCAGUGUAGUGGACAAGGCCCACAUCAACAGCAGAUGGUUGGACUCGUCUCGCUCUCUCAUGCAGCAGGGCAUCCGAGACAAUGACAGGCUGUGGCUGCGUUUCAAAUACUUUGCCUUUCAUGAUAUGGAACCCAAGUACGAUGCGGUGCGUCUGACCCAGCUGUAUGAGCAGGCCCGCUGGUCCAUCCUGCUGGAGGACAUUGACUGCACCGAGGAGGAGAUGAUGCUGUUUGGAGCUCUACAGUACCACAUCAGCAAAGUGUCCCAGUCAGAGCCCCAGAUGCUGACCUCGAGCGCGGCCAUGGACGACCUGGAAUCAGCCCUGCAGUGCCUCGAGGUCAAGAUGGAGGGAGAGAGCAGCUCUGCCUCUGAGAUGCUGGAAAACAUGACUGCGCCAGUGCUCAAUGACUAUCUGAAGAUAUUCAGGCCGAAGAGGUUGACUCUGAAGGGAUACAAGCAGUACUGGUUCAAGUUCCAGGAUACCUCCAUCUCUUAUUUCAAGAGCAAGGAGGAGAGUAUCGGAGAGCCUAUUCAACAGAUUAACCUCAAAGGGUGCGAGGUGGCUCCGGACGUCAACGUGGCAGCACAGAAGUUCCUUAUCAGGCUCCUUAUUCCAGCUCCCGAGGGCAUGAAUGAAGUCUACCUGCGCUGUGAGAAUGAACAACAGUAUGCCCAGUGGAUGGCUGCGUGUCGGCUGGCCUCUAAAGGGAAGACUCUGGCGGACAGCAGCUUCCAGAGUGAGAUCGAAAGCAUCCGCACCUUCCUGGCCAUGCAGAAGACCAACUCCGGUUCCCAGGGCAACGCACCCACCGACGACAGCAUCAACACCCACAGCCUGGUGUCGCCACGCUAUCACAAGAAGUACAAGGCUAAACAGCUGACCCCUCGGAUACUGGAGGCCUACCAGAACGUGGCUCAGCUCUCACUGACCGACGCCCUGAUGCGCUUCCUGCAGAUCUGGCAGGCCCUGCCCGACUUUGGCAUCUCAUACGUCGUCGUCAGGUUCAAGGGCAGCCGUAAGGACGAGGUGCUGGGCAUCGCCCCCAACCGCCUGAUACGCAUCGACCUCGGGGUGGGCGACGUGGUCAAGACCUGGCGCUACAACAACAUGAGGCAGUGGAACGUCAACUGGGACAUCCGACAGGUGGCCAUUGAGUUUGACGGGAACGUGAACAUCGCCUUCAGCUGUGUGACUGCUGACUGCAAAAUCGUCCACGAGUUUAUCGGAGGCUACAUUUUCAUGUCGACGCGCAGCCGCGAGAAGGGCAACACGCUCAACGAGGAGCUCUUCCACAAGCUGACUGGGGGCCAUGAGGCCCUCUGAGACUAAGAUCUAGACGCACAAAUGAAAGGUCUGACUCCUGCGGCCCUCGCGGCACACAUCAGAUCCUCUCCUGUGUGUCUAAACAGUUGGAAGCCCCAUGGAGCAGGACUUCCCCGUUUAGACAGCCAUGAAAAGAUCAAACCGGUACUACAAAGGACACACAUCAGAUAGUUCCUGUGGAAGUGUAUCACAGCCCCCAAAAAGUCAAUCCAUUCUUCUAUGCUCACAUCCUUUGAUGUUUUCAGAUUUCAAGUAAACUCUUCACUUCUCAUCCAAGCUUUCUUCCAUGCAUGGACACAGUUAUUUAUAAGCUGCGCCAAUGGAUGGAGGAGUAAAUUGGCUCUGGUGGUUCUCAUAAUUACUUUCCUGUCUAGUAAGGACAGAGUGCUGCCAGAUGAAGAUGAGCACAUUGAUGUCAACGUACAAUCAGGAGUUGGGUCAACCAGUGGCACGUUUCCUUCUUCACCUCUGGGGCUGUAAUCAGUGUUGGUCAGAAUGCAAAGCUGUAGUCAUAUCACUGUAAGACGCUCACAUACAUCGUUGCAAGGCAUUUAGUCAGAAAUGAAUGGCUGAUUUCAAUAGUCAUGUUUGUCUAGUGCCAUAAGUAUACACCAAUACAUGCAGAAAUAAAUUUUGGUUUAUAAGGUAGACUCAUGAAUAAAUGUUUAUUAAAAUAAAUAGAGCACUGCAGUUUUCAUUCCAUGUUAAGAUAUUCAUUCAAGGAAUCAUAAUUUGAUUCCUAUUUGCAAUUAAUUUGCAGCACUGUGUCCUUAUGGCAAUGGCAUAUGGUGGCAACAUGUGUCUGUUUCCUACACAGGAAGCCUCAAAUCAGUUAUCUCCCCCUGGCAUGCUGUGUGUGUUUGUGUGUAUGCGUUCAUAUCUUAGAGAAACAGUUAAGACAGUCCGUUAAGUAAAACCACAGUCUGUGCCUGUUUCCCAUCCAGCAGCAUCUUCUGCUUUCCUCUACAUAGUCAUGUGACAAUGGAAACAUCUGCCUUUAAAUGUUCCUGUCCUUU
Messenger RNA from Myripristis murdjan (pinecone soldierfish), 3098 nucleotides. RefSeq names its product FERM domain containing kindlin 3b (gene fermt3b). Gene Ontology annotation, cellular component: cell-substrate junction. The transcript is spliced from 15 exons. Lineage: Eukaryota; Metazoa; Chordata; Actinopteri; Holocentriformes; Holocentridae. The record is from RefSeq and is a predicted model, not a curated record. Gene Ontology annotation, biological process: regulation of cell-cell adhesion mediated by integrin; leukocyte cell-cell adhesion; cell-matrix adhesion. Gene Ontology annotation, molecular function: integrin binding. The coding region runs from base 148 to 2082 and encodes 644 amino acids.